UCCGCCGAGGCUGCCACCUCACGGUGCGACGUGCAGUUCCGGCGGCUCACCGCCCGCCGCAUGCCCGCCGCCAGACCGCCACCUCGCCUUCCACAGGAGUCGAGCACCAGCACCCGGGACUCCGAUUCUCCGGAGCACGCCGCCUACGAAGUGUAUAUUAGGCCACGGCACCCACCGCUGGAUCAAGCUCAGCACACGAACGCACAGUAGUCGCAUCCCAUCCGAUCCGCUGUCCAAGCACGAGCGCAGGCUAGCUAGGAGAGAAGGGUGACCGGCAACUCGGGCAGGAUGCAGACAGGGAAGGUGAAGCUGAAGGACAUGGCGAGCGAGGCGAAGGAGAAGGUGAAGGAAGCGUCGGCCAAGAUGCAGGGCAAGGCGGGAGAGGCGACGGCGACCACGCACGGCGAGAAGGAGAUGGCCAAGGAGGAGGCCCGCGCCAAGAAGGACCAGGCCGGCGCCGACAAGCCCCAGGAGAAGGCCGAGCACCGCGCCGACGCCGCCGCCGGACGCCACGGCACGGGCGUGCCCCUCACCGGGACGCACGGCGCGGCCGUCGACCCCGCCUACCCGUCUGCCGGCACCACGUACCCGGCGUCGGGCAAGUACAUCUAAGCUAGGGGAUCGGUAGGGAUCGCUUGGUCGUCCUACGUUUUUGUGUAGCGACUGGCAACCGAGCUGAGUGGGGAUCGAUCAGUCCUUGAAUAAUGGAAGUGUAUCAGAGGUAGAAGUGAAGCUUCGUUUCAGUUGUACUCCAAUCAUGUACUGUGUGGUACUGUUUUUUAUGUAGUGCUACUUGUAAGUUUCAAGUUCUUAGAUAUUUUCUUUCUUCCGUUUGUGCGA
Panicum virgatum (switchgrass) is the source of this 840-nucleotide messenger RNA. RefSeq lists its product as uncharacterized. Lineage: Eukaryota; Viridiplantae; Streptophyta; Magnoliopsida; Poales; Poaceae. The transcript has a single exon. The record is from RefSeq and is a predicted model, not a curated record. Gene Ontology annotation, biological process: embryo development ending in seed dormancy. Bases 289 to 612 code for a protein of 107 amino acids.